AUGGUGGGAGGGGCCACUCCUGAUCCCUCGCCCAUCGCCUUCUCCUCCUCCUCCUCCCCUGCAACGGCCCCGCAAGCCCACCUCCCCUACCCCGCCUCGCUGUUCCCCUCCUCUGCCUCUGCCCCCUCUCGCGUCCCCACGCCUGGUUCGGUCACAGCUUCGGCUUGUGGUUCGGCUCCUGGCUAUACCCCUCCCUCUGCCUCUGCCUCUGCCUCCGCAACUGCCUCUGCCUCUGCUGCUGUUUUUUUCACUCUAGGAAAUCGCCUCUCUUCUCCGAGUGGUGGUGCGACCCCUGUCGCACACUCCCUUUCUCACUCCCUCCAUCACGGCUCCCUCCCCCGCACUCUUGCCGCCCAGCGCCGCUCCUCCUGGCCGAACAUCGCCGCCCACGUCGAGUCCUUCCCUUCACCUGGAGAAACACCAGGCUCUCGGCCAGCACCCUCAGGUGGUGCAGGGAUGUUAGCAGCAGCAGUUGGAGCAGCAGCAGGAGCAGCAGCAGCAGCAGCAGCAGCAGCAGCAGCAGCAGCAGCAGCAGCAGCGGAAGGAAAGGAGACUCCUGUUGCCUCUCCUGCCUCUGUUGCAGCCUCUCCUGCUUCUGUUGCAGCCUCUCCUGCUUCUGUUGCAGCCUCUCCUGCUUCUGUUGCAGCCUCUCCUGCUUCUGUUGCAGCCUCUCCUGCUUCUGUUGCAGCCUCUCCUGCUUCUGUUGCAGCCUCUCCUGCUUCUGUUGCAGCCUCUCCUGCUUCUGUUGCAGCCUCUCCUGCUUCUGUUGCAGCCUCUCCUGCUUCUGUUGCAGCCUCUCCUGCUUCUGUUGCAGCCUCUCCUGCUUCUGUUGCAGCCUCUCCUGCUUCUGUUGCAGCCUCUCCUGCUUCUGUUGCAGCCUCUCCUGCUUCUGUCGCAGCCUCUCCUGCUUCUGUUGCAGCCUCUCCUGCUUCUGUUGCAGCCUCUCCUGCCUCUGUUGCAGCCUCUCCUGCCUCUGUUGCAGCCUCUCCUGCUUCUGUUGCAGCCUCUCCUGCUUCUGUUGCAGCCUCUCCUGCCUCUGUUGCAGCCUCUCCUGCCUCUGUUGCAGCCUCUCCUGCCUCUGUUGCAGCCUCUCCUGCCUCUGUUGCAGCCUCUCCUGCCUCUGUUGCAGCCUCUCCUGCCUCUGUUGCAGCCUCUCCUGCCUCUGUUGCAGCCUCUCCUGCCUCUGUUGCAGCCUCUCCUGCCUCUGUUGCAGCCUCUCCUGCCUCUGUUGCAGCCUCUCCUGCCUCUGUUGCAGCCUCUCCUGCCUCUGUUGCAGCCUCUCCUGCCUCUGUUGCAGCCUCUCCUGCCUCUGUUGCAGCCUCUCCUGCCUCUGUUGCAGCCUCUCCUGCCUCUGUUGCAGCCUGCUCAUCUCCCGCGAGUGUGAACGCACCUUCACCUGCGUCCGUGCCUCCCACUGCUGCCUCUACUCCCCACCAAGCUUCUACUCCCCCUCCUCCUCCUCCUGCUGCUCCCUCUCCGAUUCCCCCUACUGCUGCAUCUGCUGCUGCGCAUGUUGCUCCUGCUGCUACUGCUCGUACGCCUGUUCCUGACGAUGCAGCAGCAGCCGCAGCAGCCCUCACGGAUUGCCUUGCUGCUGCUCUUGACCUGUCAGACGAUCCCCAUACCUCUCUACCUCUCGCCACCACAUCCCCUCGAGUGUUCCAUAGCCUUUCGUCCCCACUCCCCCGUUCACCUCCCUUCACCCAGACCUCUACCCGUUUCUCAAACCACGGUCAGCAGCAGCAGCAGCCACUUUUUGCCGCUCAACCCAGGCGCAGCCACCCAAGCCAGAACCGCGGGUCCGGCCCGGGCCUCCCGGGACGGCUCGGGCGAUGCAGCCACGCCUUGCGGAAUGGUUCGGCCAGGGCGCAAGCGGGGGUGGUCCCCCUAGGAACGGCCAGAGGCGAAGGCAGAGAGAAGGAACAGGGAGAAGAGAGCUUGGACGGGAAGAGGCACACAAGGGAAGAGGAGAGGACGACCAGGAGGGAACAGUCUGCUCUCUCCCAGCCUUUUAGUCCUGAUGGUGGUAGGCUUGAUGAUGGUAGGCUUGAUAGUAGUAGUGAUAAACAGAUGGCGCUUGUUUGCUCUGAUGUUGAGAGGCAAGAAGGAGAUUGGUGUGGUGAGCACGUAGACAAGAAGGCCCGCCUCCAUGCGAGCUGGCCAGAGGGCCAGCGAGAGAAACUCCUUCAGCAGCAACAGCAGCAGCAGCAGCAGCAGCAGCAGAAACGAGAGGAGAAAGAGCAGCCGCCGUCGGUGCCGCUUCCGCUGCCGCAGCAGCAACAGCAGCAGCACUGGCAGCAGCAGCAGCAGCAGCAACCCCUGUCUGCUGCUCCUCCCAACUCCCCGCUGCAACACCAGCAGCACCAGCAGCAGCAGCAGCAGCAGCAGCAGCAGCACUAG
Molecule: messenger RNA, 2400 nt
Organism: Closterium sp. Naga37s-1
Lineage: Eukaryota; Viridiplantae; Streptophyta; Zygnematophyceae; Desmidiales; Closteriaceae
Source: the annotation of a GenBank genome assembly